This is a messenger RNA of Sipha flava (yellow sugarcane aphid), 2251 nucleotides long. RefSeq lists its product as uncharacterized. Bases 517 to 2130 code for a protein of 537 amino acids. The transcript has 6 exons. The record is from RefSeq and is a predicted model, not a curated record. Lineage: Eukaryota; Metazoa; Arthropoda; Insecta; Hemiptera; Aphididae.
GAAAACCGCAUUUCUGUUCGUCAUAGUUCGCGAUCACCCGGCGAUUUUCAUGCUCGUUCGAAAUCUCCGUGCAUCAACUGUCGACAUCGUGGUUCGUAAAUUUUUUUAUUUUUUUUUUUUAUCCCUUCGCACAUCUUCAACUUCCACGCGUUUCGUCAUCGCGAACGGGAUUAUAAGAUAAUUAUUAUAUUAUAUACAUACACACGCAUCGGUUGUACGACUCGUGUGCACGUAUAUAUUAUAGAUAUUAUCUUUCGAUAUAUAUUCGGUUCGCGUCGCAUCGCUAAGUUUUGUCGUCAUCAAUAUUAUUAUUGUCAUCAUUAUCAGGUACAGCGUCCGUCUUCCCCGACAAAACGCUCGGGCGCGGUACGUAACAAAAUACUACGUGGUUUUCCCCUAGAUACCGAAGUGAAACCAGCGCAUUAGCGCGCUGUAAUAUUAUUGCGUGUGUCGAGUCGAUAAACAUACGGUGUCACUUCGGAUCCGAUCAGAUCGUAACAAUAUCAUAGGUGCUCGAUGACUUCGACCAUGGGACGACAACACCCGAUCGCGGAGGAGACUGCCGACAACGGAAACGCACCCGUCGGAAAAAGUCGUUCGUCCGCGGUUGGCCACGAUCACCAGAUUUUGAGAAGAAAAAAGUUAAUCCUUACACCUGAACUACAAAAAUCACCGUUUGAUUCUAUGAAAACGGAAUGUACAUACAGUGAUACAAUAUUCAUAAGUUUAUAUGAUUUAGAAUAUUUAAAAAACAAUACAAUCACGUUAGAAGAAAACAUGGAACUUAUUAGUGAUAACAUAUUAGUAGAAAGAAAAUACUUUAAAGAUUUUAUAGAUAGUUUGAUUGAUCAAGUGGUACAGUUGGAAGAAAAUAUUUACUUAAAAUCAAUGAAGAUUGAAAACUUGCAACUGUACAACUCAGAAAAACUGAAAAUUAUAAACUCUCUUACUAUAUUGUUAAAUGAAGCCAAGUGGAAACAUGACAUGAUGCAAACAAUUUGCAAAGAACAUGCACCAAAAAAACUUUACAAAAGUAUAUUACUAGCCAGUUGCGUUUCAGAUAAAAUGUUCUUAUUAAAAUCUAAUCGAGAGAAAUUAUUAUCAUAUUUAAAUAAAUUAAAAGAAAAUGUUUCUCAAACAUUAAUUGAAGUAGUCUAUCAGUUAGUAUCAAGCCUCGAUGAAUGUAUCGGCGUUAUUGAGGAAGUUACUAGUAAAGAACUAUCAGACGUACUAUUAAAUGAAAAAGACUUAAGUAACACAAUGAAAAAUAUUAUUUAUGAAGUAAGUAAUUUCCAGUUUAGUGUUUCACAGCUUGAUUGCAAUUCUGUCGUUGAAAAAAUCGAUUUUUCAAAAAGUACUCAAACUGAUGAAAACAAUUUGGAAAAUUUGAUAGAAUUAUGGGAAUUAGUAAAAGAUUUGUUUCAAAGAAAUCAGUUUUUGGCUAAUAGAGUAACUUCAUUAAAUAUGCACAAAAUGGGUUUGCAAUUAGAACUUGCUGAUCUGGAAAACAGUACAAAAGAACUUAAGCUUAAAACUAUGACAGAGAUCAAAGAAGUUGAAAAGAAAGAAGAAGUAUUAAACCAAAACGAAUCGAUGAUUCAACAACAUUGGGAUGAAAUGGACACUAGUCAAGAAAUAGUAAUACAAACACAAAGAGCACAAGAAAUUGAUCAAGAAUUAGAAGAUCUUCAAAUGGAAUUUCACAAACACGACCAAGGUAACAGACGAUUGAAAACAGAGUUGUGUCAUCUUAAAAAUGAAUUGACUGAAUAUAAGAUCAAAUGUGAGCAAUUAGAAACAGAUAUCAAACUAAUCGAAAAUGAAAAAUAUUAUCUUUUAGAGGCAUAUGCCAAAUCUUGGGGACAUCACAAUGAGAAACAAAAGAUAAAAUAUACAGGGAAACUUAUCAAAGACAUAGACUCCAUUAAUCAGGAAAUCAAAUCGUUGGAACUAGAAAACGAAAAAGAAGAAUAUACUAUCAAUUCUAUUGUUAAGACUCCAGUUUUUAGUAAAACUCAACCUAAGGCCGAAAAAACACCAUCACGGACAUAUGGAGCAAUUGAUACAAUCAAACGACAAAACUUAGGCGUGUUUAGAGGAAGUGUGAUCUAUAAUUUACGAUACCAAUGAUUUGCAGUCAGUAUAUCUGAAUUAGAUAAUGCCUGUCAACAACGUUUUCUCUGUGAUAAAUCUGAUUUUAUUUUAUACAACCACCGAAUGUUAAUUAAUAUAAAUGUUUUUAAUAUGAAUG